Messenger RNA from Teleopsis dalmanni, 1287 nucleotides. It is a transcript of the gene Dcps, whose product is annotated as m7GpppX diphosphatase. NCBI's taxonomy places the organism in Eukaryota, Metazoa, Arthropoda, Insecta, Diptera, Diopsidae. The record is from RefSeq and is a predicted model, not a curated record. Gene Ontology annotation, cellular component: P-body; nucleus. The coding region runs from base 30 to 1172 and encodes 380 amino acids. Gene Ontology annotation, molecular function: hydrolase activity; RNA 7-methylguanosine cap binding. The transcript is spliced from 3 exons. Gene Ontology annotation, biological process: deadenylation-dependent decapping of nuclear-transcribed mRNA.
UUUGAUUGCCGCCGUAAAGAAAUACUAAAAUGAUUGAGGAAACUGUUUCUAUUAAUGUAAACGAAAAGAUUUCAACAAAGGAAACUAUACAGGAUGAUGUGAAAAACAGCUCCGUGUCAGAAUUAAAAGAUGAUAAGGAAGUGAAAUCACCUCAGUAUAAUUUACAGAAAUUCAAGCUUACGCGAAUUUUACAAAACAAUACAGUGCGAAAAAGCAUUGCACUACUCGGUACAUUUCCAGACUUAUCUGAAUCGGACCAAGCGAUCGUAUUAUUUGAAAAGGAAGUAUUUAGAGAAAAGGAUGUUCAAACAGAGGCUACUAAUGACGAAAUUGCUACGAAAGGUGCAGAAGAAAAAAAAGCCGCUAAGAAGCUUACUUACUUUAAUGAUGACCUUCAAGUAAAAACUGAAUUUAUAAACAAUAUUUACGGCAGUUUUCAGUGUGUAGCAAGCUCCGAAUUAAAUGGUUUGAAAACGACGGUUGUAUAUCCGGCAACAGAGAAACACAUUGAAAAAUAUUCCAUAAAUCUAAAAUAUGUCGUUACCGAAACACCAGAAUUGUAUAAAAACAUAACACUGCCUUUUCUGGAAAGCAGCCAGUUUUCCUUAGAGUGGGUGUAUAACAUACUUGAACAUAAACAAGAAACCGAACGCAUCAUUUUUGAAGACAAAGAUCCAGAUGAAGGAUUUAUACUGUUGCCAGAUCUCAAGUGGGAUGGACGUAAUGUUGAAACAUUGUAUUUGAUUGCUUUACCUCAUAAACGGAAUAUAAAAUCUUUACGCGAUUUAACCGGUGAACAUUUACCUUUGUUGAGAAAUAUUCGUAAGUUAGCUGUUGAAAAAAUUGAGGAACUUUAUGGUAUCUCAGGCAGUCAAUUACGUAUGUAUUUCCACUAUCAGCCAUCAUUUUAUCAUUUACAUGUACACAUAAAUCUUUUGCGCAACGAUGCACCUGGCAUUUGGUGCGAAAAAUCUCAUAUGCUCGACACUGUUAUUAAUAAUUUGGAAUUAGUACCUGAUUAUUACAGCCGGGCUACGAUUCCGUUUGUGUUGUACAGUGGAAAUAAAUUAUUAGACCAGUAUUCUGAUACUUUGAAGCUAUGUAGUAGUAAACGAAAGUCUUUAGAAAACACAGAUGUGGAAACUAAACGACAGAAAUUGUCUGACAAUUAAAUAAUUGUGGUUAAAAAGUAAAUUAAAAUUACAUUUGAUUUUCUACUUUAAAAUCUUGAUAAAAUAAAGUAUAAUUUGUUAAUUUAAAAUACUAAUAAACUUAAAAUUUUUAUGC